Molecule: messenger RNA, 2861 nt
Organism: Solenopsis invicta (red fire ant)
Lineage: Eukaryota; Metazoa; Arthropoda; Insecta; Hymenoptera; Formicidae
Product: mitochondrial basic amino acids transporter
Exons: 4
Coding region: 439-1698 (419 amino acids)
Biological process (GO): mitochondrial L-ornithine transmembrane transport
Cellular component (GO): mitochondrion
Molecular function (GO): high-affinity L-arginine transmembrane transporter activity
Source: RefSeq, a predicted model, not a curated record
UUUAGCACACUGUUACAGUAACGUUUGUGUGGGUAUGUCAUGGUUUGAUAAUGCAGAGAUCUGUGCACUAAGAAGCUGGAAGAAAUACCGAUUUCAGUAAGAAAGAAGAUUCAACGAAGGAAACACGCGGAACGAUUAUUUUUGUUUAGACGUAGCGUACAUGUGACUUUUGGUAAAAGGCAAACGAAAGAGUGAUUUGCGUUAGAAUUUUAUUUGACAUUGUCUGGAAUAAACGAAUGUUGUUUUGUUUGAAGUUUAAUUUAAAGGAAUCAGUUAUCAGUCUUUCAUGGAUUCGAAUUUAUUGGCCGCUAUAAUUAACCGAUCAACAAUUUGUACAACUUUCGAUGCAUCCUUGAAAGGAACGAGGUUUGAAGACGAGCCUUACAGAAGCAGACGAUAUUGCAAGUGGAAGGUCAUUAUAGAUAAUACAGGGCAAAGAUGGCUUGCUCGCUUGAUUUCUUUGCUGGAUGUUUGGGAGGAUGUGCCGGUAUUAUGGUGGGAUAUCCUUUGGAUACGGUCAAGGUCCACAUGCAGACUCAGGACUGCCGCAAUCCAAAAUAUCGGGGCACAUGGGAUUGUUUGCGCACCAUAUUCGCAAAAGAAUCGGUGAGUGGUCUUUAUAAAGGCAUGACUUCGCCAAUCGCAGGAGUUGCUGUGGUAAAUGCCAUCGUCUUCGGCGUUUACGGUUACACUCAGCGGAAUUUGUCUGAUCCUGAUCGAAUGUCAUCGUAUUUCCUGGCUGGUGCAUCUGCCGGGAUUGCUCAAACUCCCGUUUCGAGUCCAAUAGAAUUAGCGAAAACACGUUUGCAAUUGCAGUCCACGGGUCAAGGUAACGUUCAAGGACCGAUGCAGUGCUUGAGGAACGUCUACAGGCAGGAAGGUUAUCGCGGCGUUUUUAAGGGUCUAGGUAUUACAUUCCUCAGGGAAGGACCGAGUUACGGUGUGUACUUCGUGACCUACGAGAUGCUGACCAAGACGUCCUCGAAACAACCAAUUUCGACGCUUCAUAUGCUGCUGGCCGGUGGAUUCGCUGGCACAGCUUCUUGGGUGAUUUCCUACCCCAUUGAUGUCAUCAAGUCGCGCAUACAAGCGGAAAGUAGCAAUCGUUAUUCAGGAGCUCUGGACUGUCUGAGGAAAUCUGUACGCGCCGAAGGAUACAGCUGCUUAUACCGGGGUUUGAAUUCGACGAUUCUUCGAGCAUUUCCAACGAACGCGGCGACUUUCGCUGUAGUCACAUGGACGAUCCGAUUGCUCGGUGAGCAACCAAAUGAGGCACCAAAGGCGGAGGAUGUUGUGUCAAGGACGACGAUACAGACGAAAAAUCGUACAGCAACAGGCUAUGAAUCCUUCUUUAGUAAGUGGAACGCAUUCUUCGACGGUAUUUCGAGGAAUAACAAUUUUGCUACUCCGUCAUACUCCGUCGGAUACAUGUUGCCGAUCAGCAGGUUAAUGCCAGAUAACAGUGCCUGCCUGGUCCACAACUGUAGACGAUCGGAUUGCAAACACGACUCGCUGAAGCAAAGGAAUACGUCCGACGGUCGGGAGGAGAGAAAAAGAAAAUCGAGAAACGAUGAGGAGAUCGAGGAGGAUGAACAUGUGGACGAAAAGAAGGAUUGUGGCAACGUUAAGAUGGCCAUAAAUACAUGUACCUGUAAUCUACAGUGCGUACUUGGUGUCUCAAAUCUGGAUAAUACUUGAUGUUAAAGCAUGACAAAGUCUUUAACAUGUGGUGUAUUCUUAGUGCAAUAUAAUGUAAAAAGGGAAUGCAGCAUUCACAAAUUUUUCUCUAAUAAUUAAUUCAAUUAACGACAAAUGCAUAUACAUAUGUAUGUUGCAAGACAAAGCACAAAAUGGAUAAAUAGUUUAGCUGAGCUAUUCUUGUGUUAAGAGAUGUGAAGUUGGAUUAAAGUUACAAACUCGCUAGGAAAACGUAUAUAUAAUAUCUUCAAUUCAACAAUUGAGUAAGCAGUGAAAUGACUAUACAUUUUAAUGUGUCUAUAUUAUAUAUUUUAAUUUACUGGCGUAAACGUAUAAUAAUAUUUAUAAUGAAAAUUGCCUUUUAAUCCUCUUUCUAAUGUUUUUUUCUAUUAUAGCUGCUUGAUUUAAUCGAUACAUCGUGUGAUCGAUUUAAUCGAUACAGGCGUGUUUUAUAAACUUUUACUUUUUAUAUUGAUCUAUUUUCUUAAAAUGAGUUAACGCAAUUAAUAUUUGUAUUAAGCUCGCUAUGAAGCAGGAACAGAAAGAUCUCUUUUGUCAAGCAGCAGUCUUUGAUUGAUUGGCGGACAUGCAAGACCACAUGUCAUAGCCAGACGCGACAUUUAUUCGCUUUUAAAAUCAUACAAAAUAGUUUGUAUCCUUCUUACAAUUCCCUCACCGAUUUCAUCCCCCUCCCCCCUGUACACUCUUCUGCAUUUCUUCAGUCUACAAAUUGUUCUUCGAAUCUUCCCCGUCCACGUGUCAAAAUUUUGACACAUUCUAAAUUCCCAGCACAUAUGAAUCCACACGGCAGUACAUUUUAGCCAUUGCUAAUUAUUCUUAGCAAUUGAUCGCGAACAGGACUUUGUUGUAACUACGUUUUAAUUCCAAAAAUCACUAAAAAAUUACCAAGUUGUAAAUUAUAGACGUUAAACCUGCAUCAAGAUUAAUACAAUUUGUUAACCUCCCACGCGAUUGUUCUAAAUUUUCAAGAAACAAUUAUUCUUACUAAGUAAGUAUGAGCUAAAUUAACAAAUCUAAGAUGUGCAAUUCUUAAAAAUUCAGGAACUUAAUACAGACAAAUACUGAGAAACUGGUUCUUACAUAUAUAUAUAUUUAUAGCGUUAUACACAUAUAUUUAACCAAUAAAAGUAAUUUAUUAAGUA